Manis pentadactyla (Chinese pangolin) is the source of this 7164-nucleotide messenger RNA. RefSeq names its product tau tubulin kinase 1 (gene TTBK1). Lineage: Eukaryota; Metazoa; Chordata; Mammalia; Pholidota; Manidae. Gene Ontology annotation, molecular function: ATP binding; protein serine/threonine kinase activity. Gene Ontology annotation, cellular component: cytoplasm; nucleus. The transcript has 15 exons. The coding region runs from base 605 to 4516 and encodes 1303 amino acids. Gene Ontology annotation, biological process: peptidyl-tyrosine phosphorylation; signal transduction; peptidyl-serine phosphorylation. The record is from RefSeq and is a predicted model, not a curated record.
ACGGUGGGGGAAACAAGUAGACUGAUGGGGACAGGCAACACAUGAUAGGGACAUGCUGGGAGUGGAGAAGAUGAAGGGUGAUGGAGGCAGAUGAGAUUUAUGGCGGUCAAGCGAGUGGCAGAACCAGCGAGGAGGACCUAAGAAUUGGAGCAGGACCAUCUGAGAGAGAUGGGCGGGGGGGAACCCUAGGGCCGCAGGAGCGGAGAGCGGAGCAGAGUACAACGAUGUCAGAGAAAGGGCCGUGAUGUAAGAGCCGAGGCGGCGGGGAGGUGAUGUCAGGGCUGGUGCUGAUGCUGGCGGCGCAGUGCAUUGUGGGCAGCUCCCCGCUCCGCCGCUGCCGCCGCUGUCGCCCGAGGAAGAUCGGGGCCGGGCCGGGCCGGGCCGGGAUGGUCCCGGUCGGGAGGCCACCGCCGCCGCCGCUGGAGGAAGCGGGCAGUCCAGUGCCGCACUGAGCCGCCCCCGCCCCCCGCCCCGCCCCGGCCCCGGGGGAUGCGCCGCCCCGAGCCGCUGCCUCCGCCGCCGCAGCCGCAGCCGCAGCUGGCACAGAGCAGGUAGAUGGCCCCCCCAGGGCAGGCCCUGCGGACACCCCCCCUCCAGCUGGCGGAUGCAGUGCCUAGCGGCAGCUCUUAAGGACGAAACCAACAUGAGUGGGGGAGGGGAGCAGGCCGACAUCCUGCCGGCCAACUACGUGGUCAAGGAUCGCUGGAAGGUGCUGAAAAAGAUCGGAGGUGGGGGCUUUGGGGAGAUCUACGAGGCCAUGGACCUGCUGACCAGGGAGAACGUGGCCCUCAAGGUGGAGUCAGCGCAGCAGCCCAAGCAGGUCCUCAAGAUGGAGGUGGCUGUGCUCAAAAAGCUGCAAGGGAAAGACCACGUGUGCAGGUUCAUUGGCUGUGGCCGGAACGAGAAGUUUAACUACGUAGUGAUGCAGCUCCAGGGCCGGAACCUGGCCGACCUGCGCCGCAGCCAGCCGCGAGGCACCUUCACGCUGAGCACCACGCUCCGGCUGGGCAAGCAGAUCCUGGAGUCCAUUGAGGCCAUCCACUCCGUGGGCUUCCUGCACCGCGACAUCAAGCCGUCAAACUUUGCCAUGGGCAGGCUGCCCUCCACCUACCGGAAGUGCUACAUGUUGGACUUUGGGCUGGCCCGGCAGUACACCAACACGACGGGGGACGUUCGGCCUCCUCGGAAUGUGGCCGGGUUUCGAGGGACUGUUCGCUAUGCUUCUGUCAACGCCCACAAGAACCGGGAGAUGGGUCGCCAUGAUGACCUGUGGUCCCUCUUUUACAUGCUGGUGGAGUUUGCCGUGGGCCAGCUGCCCUGGAGAAAGAUCAAGGACAAGGAGCAGGUAGGGAUGAUCAAGGAGAAAUAUGAGCACCGGAUGCUGCUGAAGCACAUGCCCUCUGAGUUCCACCUAUUCCUGGACCACAUCGCCAGCCUCGACUACUUCACCAAGCCUGAUUACCAGUUGAUCAUGUCGGUGUUUGAGAACAGCAUGAAGGAACGGGGCAUCGCAGAGAAUGAGGCCUUUGACUGGGAGAAGGCGGGCACCGAUGCUCUCCUGUCCACGAGCACCUCUACCCCGCCCCAGCAGAACACACGGCAGACGGCAGCCAUGUUUGGGGUGGUCAACGUGACUCCAGUGCCAGGGGACCUGCUCCGGGAGAACACCGAGGAUGUGCUGCAGGGCGAGCACCUGAGUGACCAGGAGAAUGCACCCCCAAUCCUGCCUGGGAGGCCCCCUGAGGGGCUGGGCCCCAGCCCUCACCUUGUCCCCCACCCUGGGGGGCCUGAGGCCGAAAUCUGGGAAGAGACGGAUGUCAACCGGAACAAACUCCGGAUCAACAUCGGCAAAACCCCCUGUGUGGUGGAAGAGGAGCAGAGCCGAGGUGUGGGGGUCCCCAGCUCCCCUGUGCGUGCCCCUCCUGACUCACCUACAACCCCAGUCCGUUCUCUGCGCUACCGGAGGGUCAACAGCCCUGAGUCGGAGAGGCUGUCCACAGCGGAUGGGCGGGUGGAGCUGCACGAGAGGAGGUCACGAAUGGAUCUGCCGGGCUCACCCUCACGCCAGGCCUGCUCCUCGCAGCCGGCCCAGAUGCUUUCAGUGGACACGGGUCACGCUGACCGGCAGGCCAGUGGCCGCAUGGACGUGUCAGCCUCCGUGGAGCAGGAGGCCCUGAGCAAUGCCUUCCGCUCAGUGCCUCUGGCAGAGGAGGAGGACUUCGAUAGCAAGGAGUGGGUCAUCAUUGACAAGGAGACAGAGCUCAAGGACUUCCCCCCGGGGGCUGAGCCCAGCACAUCGGGCACCACAGACGAGGAGCCGGAGGAGCUGCGGCCGCUGCCUGAGGAGGGCGAGGAACGGCGGCGGCCAGGGGCAGAGGCUGCGACCCGGCCCUGGGGGCGCAGCAUGCAGACGCUGGCUGAGGAGGACCCUCGGCAGGUGCCACCCCAGCCCCCACCACCCCAGCUGAGCCAGGCUGAUGGCCGGUCAGAGACAUCACAGCCCCCAACGCCUGGCAGCCCUUCCCACUCGCCCCUGCACUUGGGACCACGCCCUCGACGGAGAGAGUCGGAUCCCACAGGCCCGCAGAGACAGGUAUUCUCCGUGGCAUCCCCGUUUGAGAUGAAUGGUCUCCCACGAGCUGUGCCUCUCAGCCUGCCCUACCAGGACUUCAAGAAAGACCUCUCCGAUUACCGCGAACGGGCUCGGUUGCUCAACAGGGUCCGGAGGGUGGGCUUCUCGCACAUGCUGCUCACCACCCCCCAGGCCCCGCUGCCUUCUGUUCAGCCUCAAGCUAAUGGGAAGGAGGAAGAGGAGGAGGAGGAGGAGGAAGAGGAGGAAGAAGAGGAGGAGGAAGAGGAGGAGGAGGAAGAAGAGGAGGAGGAGGGCGAGGAGGAGGAAGAAGAGGAAGAAGAGGAGGAGGAGGAAGAGGAGGAGGAGGAGGAGGCGGUAGUCCUGGGGGAGGUGCUGGGGCCACGCAGUGGCUCUAGCAGUGAAGGGAGUGAGAGAAGCACUGACCGCAGCCAAGAGGGCGCCCCAUCCACACUGCUGGCUGACGAUCAAAAGGAGUCCAGGGGUCGGGCCUCCAUGGCUGACGGGGACCUGGAACCUGAGGAGGGCUCCAAAACGCUGGUGCUCGUCUCCCCUGGUGACAUGAAGAAGUCGCCCGUCACUGCCGACCUGGCCCCCGACCCCGACCUGGGCACUCUGGCUGUACUCACCCCUCAGCAUGAACGGCCCCAGCCCAUGGGCAGCCAGCUGGACGUGUCUGAGCCAGGCACUUUGUCCUCUGUCCUUAAGUCUGAGCCCAAGCCCCUUGGGCCCGGGAUAGGGCCAGGGGCCGGGGCAGUGGCCACGGGGGCCGGGGGCGUGGCAGUCACCUCCUCACCCUUUACCAAAGUCGAGAGGACCUUUGUGCACAUCGCAGAGAAAACUCACCUCAAUGUCAUGUCUUCCAGUGGACAAGCCUCGAGGCCUGAGGAUCUGGGCACUGGGGGUGAGCUGGGCCUGGAGGUGCCCUCUGAUGGGAGGGCUGUGGAGGCGGGGAACUCUGUGCCCCUGGAGAAUGGCAUCACCCCAUCAGGGCUGGAGAGCUGUGCCCUGUCCGGUCCCCCUGGGGGUGCCCCCUUGGAGGUGGUCACACACCCACUGCCCGGUGGCCCAGCCCUUGCCAACAGGCCAGCCCCACUGGAGUCAGGCCCAGAGAAACUGGCCACCGUCUCCCCCAGCCGCCAUGCCACACCAGGCCCGUGCCCCAGGAGCCGUAUCCCUGUCUUGCUGUCUGAGGAGGACACAGGCUCAGAGCCCUCAGGCUCGCUGUCGGCCAAAGAGCGGUGGGGCAAGAGGGCCCGACCGCAGCAGGACCUGGCACGGCUGGUAAUGGAGAAGAGGCAGGGCCGCCUGCUGUUGCGGCUGGCCUCUGGGGCCUCAUCCUCCUCCAGCGAGGAGCAGCGCCGUGCCUCUGAGACGCUCUCAGGUACGGGCUCCGAGGAGGACACACCCGCCUCUGAGCCCGCAGCGCCCAGGAAGGCUGGGCGGGCAGCUGCCACCCGGAGCCGGAUUCCCCGCCCCAUCAGCAUCCGCAUGCCCACACCUGCCUUGGCCCAGCAGCCUCCUGGCAGACCCCAUGGCGCGGCUCCAGCAUCUGACACAGCCAUCACCAGCAGGCUCCAGCUGCAGAAGCCCCCAGGGUCGGCCCCUGCUGCUGACCAUCGCUCCAAACAGUCCGCGGGCCCAGGGCGAGCCCAAGCAGGCCCCAGGCCCCCUGCCCCGCGCAGUGCGGGCCUCCCUGCGACCCCCAGGAGCCAGUCCCUGUCCCGCAAAGAGAGCCCCUCCCCCUCUCACCAGGCCCGGGCGGGGGGCCCCUCACCGCGGGGCGCCCCGCAGUCCCGGGCCCAGCCAGACGGCACCCCCACCCCAGGGGGCCCCAAGAAAGGACCCAGAGGGAAACUCCAGACUCAGCGCGCAGCAACCAAAGGCCGGGCGGGGGUCGCGGAGGGCCGGGCCGGGGCCAGAUAAUGACUUGCGCGGCUCUCUGCGGCCCCCAACCCUUACCCCGGCCCCCGACCCGCAGCCGGCCACACUGGAACAGCUCCCAGCACAGCCUUACGCGCCUGACGCGCGCCACCCGCGGCCCCAGCUUCCCGCCUGCACCCGCGAGGACGCGCGCCAGCACACGCCGCGCCGCCCGCAGGCCUGGCCAAUGGCGGGCGCCGCGCCGCGGGGGGGGGAGCGCCCGCCUCCCCUCUGUCCCCUCAGCCCCUCCUCCUCCUCUCCCGCCGACCCUCGGGGGCAGGCUCAACCUCUAUCCCGGGGAAGGCUCAGCCCCUUUUCACCAAGGAUGAGGAAGCCACCAGUGGGGACGCCCUGCGCACCCACCAGGCCUCUGCUGCUCUCUAUGCCUCCCCAGGGACCUCUGCUUACACGUCCUGAGGCUCCUUUCCCUCCCCCUAACCCUCUUCCAGCCAAAGCUCCCUUUUCAGAAAGGCAGCGUCAAAUUCCAGAAGUGGAGGCUCCAGCCUCCCUCUAGAGGCCAAGCCCAGGGUCUCCUGGGAGCAGUGGUAGGCCAAAGGCCUCUUCUCAGCUGCAGUCUGGGGUUGGGGAGGUGGGGCCUAGUGGUGGUUGGUCUACUCAGGUGUGAGCGGGCAGGUGUGACCUGCUCCGAAGUCAGCUCCAUCUUGAUCACCCCUGUGGAAGGUAGAGGGCAGGUGAUGGGAAGGAUGCAAAGACCCCCCACUCUUAUUGUGGGCUGGGGCCUCAGUGGGAACCAUAGAGUGUUUGUGGGCUGCCUUUCUGGGCAGGUGUUUCCCAGUGGGAAGUUGGAGGGGGCUUUAGAAAAGAACUUCCCCCCCAUCCCUUGGCCCUGUGUUCUAGUGCUCAGGACCUCUCACCAUCAGGAAUCCCUUCCUGCCAUCUAACCUCAAUCCUGUCUGCAGUUUCAACCAACUUCCCUAUGUCGUGAGUUCAGUGGAGGUGGAAAAUGGCUGGUUAUCAUCUCUGCACUGGCUCUUUGGAGAUUCAGGGACUCAGUUCUGGCUGGGUCACUCUUUCUAUCCUUUUGGCUUUGGGGAGUGGGCUGGAUCAGACCAUCAUCUCCCCCAGUGAGCAGAGACAGCAGAAACAGGCCGACAGACAGCUGGCCCCUGGACUCAAAGCAAGGCAGAAAGGCCCUUCUAAUCUCCAGACUGUAUGCUUGUGUGAUGGGUCUGUCCAAGUUCCCUCCUCCCCCAGCUCACCCUUCAGCCUGUCCCUUCUUGUCCUAACCCCAAACCAUGUGGCUGAGCUGUCCCUGCAGAAGGUGAGGGCUGUGCUGCUCUGUGAGUGGAUAUGGGUCUGGCUGUUGCAUAGCUCAUCCCACCUCAUCAUGAGCCUCAGCUGCCUACAUCUGGGUCAAGCAGUCCAUUGGCUGCAGAAGGGACAGCCAACCCGGCCUAUCUGGGACAGAGCCCCUGUAUCCCUCCUCUGCCCUCAGCACCCACAGCCUCUGUCCCCUGGCUUGGCCCCUCUGUUCUUCCCUGGGCUAGAGAGAGCAAGGGAAGGCCACCAAAGGAAGAGGAAGAAAGGGCCCAGUGUGCCCCAGUGGUCUGGCAACAUUCAGCCACCAAUGCGAGAAAGCUGGCCCUGGGAGCAGCCUGGUGAUGCCAGCUGAAGCCUUUCAUGGAGAGUCAGCAGCAUGGGCAGCUGCUUCCCAAGGUGGUGGCUUCUCUGCAGACCAGCCCAGGGGAGGACUCCAGGGUGGACAAGCCUUUGAAGUCCAACCAUGCUGAUGCAGAGGCUCCCAGAACACUCAGGAAACCUCUCCAGACAGAGCUCUCUUUGUCAACCCAAGACCCUUGUAAGGCCUCUACCACCCUUUGGGUCCAGCAGAGGGGGUGGAGGAGGGGCCACUCCCUCCCACCUAGAGCUUCUCUGAAUGACAAUCAGCUCGUGCCAGCUGGGGACCAGGGCAUGACCUCUGGUGCCCAGGUCCUGGGCCUGCUCCUUGCCACCAACCAAACUGUGAAUGUAGGGCCCCCAGCCUUGCCCCUUACCCAGGACCAACAACUCCCUGGUUCAGUGUUGGGAGGAAAAAGGGAUGGCCUGAGAGAGCCCCAGGCUCAUCCCACCCUCCAGCUUCUAGGGCAGAGAUGCAAAACCCUGUCUGCCCUGGGGAUUCCAGACCUCCCUAGGGCUCCCAGCUGACCUCAGGCCUCUGCAUCACUGAAUGUCACCAAGGCAUGGGGAGGAGGGGUAGGGGUGAGUGCCAGAGGGAGCUAGGGGAGUGACUGCUCCUCUCCCCAGGAAGGAUCCAGGGCAGAGGAAACCACACCUCCCAGUGGCCCCCUCCCACCCCCACCCCCAGCUUCAGCUUCUUCCUCUCCACCCAGUCUUUCCAGUCCUGAGUCCCUUCUCUGCAAGAGAGUGUCACACCAUAACCUCACCCCUCCAGUACUUCCCCAUCAGGCCAGCCUGUGUCACUGGCUCAGGUGUUGGUCUGCUCACUCCAGAACACGCCUUCCCACCCCAGCUGCACUGUGCACAAAGGGGCUGCAGGAGAGAGGCCAUGCCCCAGGCACGUGGGCUUCCCCCAUUCCCAGCUCCUUGAAGAGGCCUGGCUUGCUCAGUCUUCUCAGCUCCAGGGACUAGCCCUGGUGGGUAUGAGGUGGGGGGGGAGGAAGUUGCCCCCC